GACUAGUUCAACAAUGGUUGGCAUUGAUUUGCUAUAUAAAGUGUAUAUGAUUAGUUUUCAAAAUAUCAAGACAGUAGUAAAAAACUUGAGGUGUUUAAAGGAGUAGAAAACGAAAACUUACAUCAGCAGCAGUCAUGUGGAGCUAUGGCGGAUCCCAGCUGGGGAUCCUGUUAGCUCUCUUCACCAUACUUGCUGCAUCUGCAAAUGCCUUCCCAUCACUGAAAUUUUGGGUCCCUGACUCCAAUUAUUCUCCACCACCUUCGUCCUACAGUUAUGAAUCACCUCCACCGUACAAAUAUGAAUCGCCACCUCCACCACCAUAUAAGUACAAGUCUCCACCACCACCCCCGUACAAAUACGAGUCUCCACCACCUCCGCCGUACAAGUACGAGUCGCCACCUCCACCACCGUACAAGUACGAGUCGCCUCCACCACCACCCCCGUACAAAUACGAGUCGCCUCCACCACCCCCAUACAAGUACAAGUCGCCACCUCCACCACCGUACAAGUACGAGUCGCCUCCACCCCCACCGUACAAGUACGAGUCGCCUCCACCACCCCCAUACAAGUACGAGUCUCCACCUCCGCCACCGUACAAGUACGAGUCGCCACCACCUCCCCCAUACAAGUACGAGUCGCCACCUCCGCCACCGUACAAGUACGAGUCACCUCCACCUCCACCAUACAAGUACGAGUCUCCACCUCCGCCACCGUACAAGUACGAGUCUCCACCUCCGCCACCGUACAAGUACGAGUCACCUCCACCUCCACCAUACAAGUACGAGUCGCCACCACCACCCCCAUACAAGUACGAGUCGCCACCACCGCCGCCCUACAAGUACGAGUCGCCACCACCGCCGCCCUACAAGUACGAGUCGCCUCCACCUCCGCCCUACAAGUACGAGUCGCCUCCACCUCCCCCUUACAAGUACGAGUCGCCUCCACCUCCGCCAUACAAAUACGAGUCGCCUCCACCACCCCCAUACAAGUACGAGUCGCCUCCACCACCCCCAUACAAGUACGAGUCGCCUCCACCACCCCCAUACAAAUACGAGUCGCCUCCGCCCCCACCCUACAAAUACGAGUCUCCACCGCCUCCACCCUACAAGUACGAGUCACCACCACCUCCACCAUACAAGUAUGAGUCGCCUCCACCCCCACCGUACAAAUACGAGUCACCUCCACCACCCCUAUACAAGUAUGAGUCCCCACCGCCUCCACCAUACAAGUACGAGUCCCCUCCACCACCGCCCUACAAGUAUGAGUCACCACCGCCAUCACCCUACAAAUAUGAAUCACCCCCACCCACACCUUAUAAAUAUGAAUCACCACAAUACAAGUAUGAGUCACCUCCAUCCCCUGGUUACAAAAAGUGAUCUCCACCAUCAUCACCUCAACAAAGGCGAGAGCCCCACAUCUACCACUAGCAUACUAUUAAACUUUUCAACUCCCUUCACCAGCAUCUCGAUUGUUAUAUCAGUAUUGGAUCACAUUUGAAGUAUCUUACUCCAAUAGUGGACCCUUGCUUCAACAAAAUUUGCAUCACAGACAAAAAAUAAAAAAGAGUUGCUUCAUGCAAAUAGUAACGCUCCACUCUUUAAAUGCAGUUUUAAAGAAUGUAUACUUUAUGCAAUGUUCUUGAACCUUAUGUUCUUGUACUUUAUAAUACAAAUAAAUAAGAUGCUUGAAUACUGUUAUCAUUGUAAA
Molecule: messenger RNA, 1707 nt
Organism: Salvia miltiorrhiza (redroot sage)
Lineage: Eukaryota; Viridiplantae; Streptophyta; Magnoliopsida; Lamiales; Lamiaceae
Product: extensin-2-like
Exons: 1
Coding region: 135-1376 (413 amino acids)
Biological process (GO): plant-type cell wall organization
Molecular function (GO): structural constituent of cell wall
Source: RefSeq, a predicted model, not a curated record